Molecule: messenger RNA, 714 nt
Organism: Phycomyces blakesleeanus NRRL 1555(-)
Lineage: Eukaryota; Fungi; Mucoromycota; Mucoromycetes; Mucorales; Phycomycetaceae
Exons: 5
Coding region: 1-714 (237 amino acids)
Source: RefSeq, a predicted model, not a curated record
AUGUUUUCUGGCAUCGAGUCCACGACCGGACGGAUCAUACACAGCGAUAUCUAUGGAAGAUGGGUCAAUGUUGUUCUAUGCAGCCAAAUUUCUUGUCACCAUGGCACUAGUGUUCAUCACCAAUAUGGAACAAUAAUGGAUUGUGAGUGUGAGGGCGACAGAGACUUGGCGUUCUUAAAGGGACUCGGCUUUUGUAAGUGCAAUCUGCUGCCACUCUUGAAUAAUCUGCUCUGCUUCAAUGUUAUCUGGAUCAGCGGGGCAUUCACGACUUUUAAUUGCAUGGCCAAAGACGCUGCACGUUUUGCAAAGAGGAAUGCUUUUUUCGAUGUUAAACAAGACAGUCGUCGGAUUGAUGGCACUAGCCCAUGCAGCGAAUGUAAGAUCCACGAUUAUAUUCUUGUCAAAUUCGUGAGCAGUGAAAGUAUGCAAAGAUUUGUCCUUUUGAUGUGGUGCUGUGGCCUGGUUCUGUCGGUUAUAUUAAUUUCCGUAAAAAUAUUCUUCACUCUGUGGAUAACUGUCCUGAGUGACGCAAAGACAAACGUACCUGCCAUAUCUGUGGGGACCCUAAAACAGCCAGAGGCAGAAAAUAUUUCUGCAGGCAAUCAAACCACUGUAGAAGCGUGUAUGGCCAAUUUGGCAAACAGCGAAUGUGAAGCCGAAGCUGCACAGGUCUCCAGGACUUUAAGCGAAGACAGUGGUAUCCCCCGAAUCUGA